Boleophthalmus pectinirostris (great blue-spotted mudskipper) is the source of this 3348-nucleotide messenger RNA. RefSeq names its product caspase 2, apoptosis-related cysteine peptidase (gene casp2). The record is from RefSeq and is a predicted model, not a curated record. Gene Ontology annotation, molecular function: cysteine-type endopeptidase activity. NCBI's taxonomy places the organism in Eukaryota, Metazoa, Chordata, Actinopteri, Gobiiformes, Gobiidae. The coding region runs from base 82 to 1503 and encodes 473 amino acids. The transcript is spliced from 11 exons. Gene Ontology annotation, biological process: proteolysis; regulation of apoptotic process.
CCCUCUAUUGGUCCAAAUUGGUGUAGCCAUUGUAACCUGUACAGACAGAAGACGUAGUCAGACUGGAUACAUGAGAUAGCCAUGCUUCCACUUACACUGGUGGCAUGUACACAGUGUCGGAGCCUAAAGGAAGACUUCAUUAUAGAAAAGAAAUGGUUUAAUACACCAAAAAUGCUGGAGUGCGGCAUGUCAAAACGUGAUAGAAAGGCUCUGCAGAAGUGCUCGGCUGUCCUCUGUAAACAGAUGGUGGUGGACGAAAUGCUCAUUCAGUCUCUGCAGGCGGACGACAUUCUCACGGAGAGUAUGGCAGAAGGCGUGAUGGCAGAGCAAACUUCUCAGAAACGUAGUUGGCGUCUGCUGCUUCUUUUACCAAAGCGAGGACCCAAAGCUUUCAGCAGCUUCUGCUCAGCUUUGAGAGACACAGAGCAACAGCACUUAUGUGACCUGCUCACACAAUGUCCACAGACAGACCUGAGUGAGGCCCAAGGAGAGAGCCCAGUGCACUCCUCUCUUCCCCUCCCCACACCAGAGGUCAUUCCAGCCAAGAGAGCUCGAACACUUGAGUCCAUGGAAGUUAGCCUGGAUACAGACAGUCCAAUCACCACUCCGGUCUACCCAUGUACUCAUGAGUUCUACCUUUCACACUGUCAACAGUCUUAUAAAAUGACCUCCUCUCCUCGUGGCCUGGCCUUGGUCAUCAGUAAUGUGGCGUUUGACCCUCACGCCGCUCCAGACCUCGAUCUUAGAAAAGGGGGUGAGGUGGACGAUGAGGUGCUCAGGAAAGUCUUCACUGAACUGGAUUACAUAGUCACAGUGCAGAGAAACCUCACUGCUCAGGACAUGAGGCUGUGCAUAGAGAGCUUCUCCAGGCGCCCGGAGCACAGGACAGUGGACAGCUGUGUGGUGUGUCUGCUCUCUCACGGAGUGGAGGGGGCUGUGUACGGCACCGACGGACAACUACUGCAGCUUGACUGGGUGUUUGGGUCCUUCGACAAUGCACACUGCCCGUUACUACAAAAUAAACCAAAGAUGUUUUUUAUUCAGGCAUGCAGAGGAGAGGACAUGGACUGUGGUGUGGAGCAGAUCGAUGGGCCUACGAGGACUUGUUCACCGAGCUGUGAACAGGUGGAUGCUGGGAGGGAGGGCCAGAGCGACACAAGCCUCAGACAGAUAGCGGACAUGGGGAGGCCCAGGAUCAAACUGCCCCAGCGGUCUGACAUGAUCUGUGGCUUUGCUUCUCUCAAAGGUCAGAACAUUUGCACUGCUGCGAUGCGAAACACAAAAAGAGGAUCUUGGUUCAUCCAAGACCUGAACACGGUGCUCCGUCUGAAGGCCAAAGACACACACCUUGCUGAUAUGCUCGUGCAGGUGAACAGGAGAAUCAAAGAGAGAGAGGGACAUGCUCCUGGCACUGCCCACCACCGCUGUAAAGAGAUGUCAGAGUUCACCAGCUCGCUCUGCAAAGACUUCUUCUUCUUCCCCAAACACGAGGCCCAUCACUAACAUGUGCAACACUCAGACUAGAGCUGAGAAUAGUAACUCCAUCAGUCACUAUGUUUACAUGCACAGGGAAAUCAGAGUACGCUCUUGAUCCAAUUUCCAUCUCAUUUUGCCAAAGAAGACAAAUUUAGCAUUAGCACUAAAACUUUGUAGCUCUAAUGGCUAAGAAAAGCUGUUAACAUACUGUACAUGAUCACACUUUUGCAAAUGAAGUGCUCAACUGCAAAAAGAUCUUUGUUUUGAAUAAUUGUUAAGUAUUUAUAUUCUAUAGUACAGAUGUGCAUUUUAUCAUUUUGCUUUUGAAAAUAUUACUACACAAAGAGUAAGCUACAAGCCUCAGAUUACUUUUUAAAAUGGCACUUAUCCGUUUUUUAAUAAAUGAACUUUCCACAGAUAGUUUUUACUUUCCCUUUUAAGGUAGUGGACCAAAACACUGAAACAGCACUAGGGAGUCCAUCGCAACUGCUAAUCAAAAAUUAUUUAAUAUUAAUAUUUACCAGACUUUUUCUGGCCCCAUGCAGUUGAAUGCUUCUCCUAGCAUAGUGAGAGUACAAUCGGCGUACUCCAGAUGUAUUUAUGUGAUUUGGGAAAUUCAAAUCGUGCAUUUUAAAAAUCCUGAUGAAGCCAGAAGUUUAGCUUCCCUGAUGUGCAUGUGAACAUAGUGCAUUUUUGACCACUGCCGCACACUCACAUUCCUUUUACAACUUUAGCUAUUUUUAUUAAUUUGUUUUAUUUCUCAAACUAUGAACUCAGAAAUGCUUGUACGUGGACACUGUAUGCACAUAGGUUUGUACCAGUUAAAGCUUUAGAUACUUUUUUAGUUGUUUACUUCAUCAAACUGGUGGUAUUUUUAAAAAAAACAAUUUUUCACUCAGAAAUGUAUUUUGUACGCAGAUUUAUUUUUCUGUCCCUUAUUUUUUUAUAAAUAUUUGUUUGUAUUGUUGACAAUGUUUUAUUACAGUGACCAAUAGGUGGCAGCAAAUACAUGUUGAGAUAAUUGCAUUUCAUCAUACACUUGUUUUUUAAUCAAUAUUGUUAUAUUUUCAUACGUAGUUUCAUAAUAGUGUUUGUUGCUGUAUGUUUAUUUAUGUAACCACCUGCUCUGCACUGGGAUAUAGUAACCCACCCACAGAGUAGCUAAGAGCCAGCGCUUGUACACUUUUCAUGUUUGUCUGUCUAUUUUAAUCUCUGCUUUUGUUAAAUCAAUAUUAUUAUAAUUCAUGACACCCACUAGCUUUCUUUGUAUCAGCUGUGUUACAGAAUAGCCUUCGUGCUAGUUGGUUAACAGGGGAAUAUGGUGCUACUUUGGAGGUCGUUGGCAGGCAUGAACUUUGAACUAUAGCAAUCUCUCACCUCUUAUGGUGUUUCUACCAUUGGGGCGCUGCUGUAAGUGGAGCUUUCUUACUGUAUUACUCCCACUGUCUUCCAAUAGAAAAUCUAAAUGCGGGUUUCUACAGUGACUGGAGCCAAGAGUGACCUGACCAUGACAUUAUAACCAGUGGGCUGCUUUCUAUGUGUUGCUUUGACCACAUCAUGUACAGUUUGAUGGCAUUCCCUCAAAUCAUGUUUUUCUACAGUGUUUAAUGCAAGGAAAAUGGUCCGAGCUGUAUUAUUAUGAUCUUUACCCUAUCUUUAUAUCAGGUGUUUAAAUUAAUGUUGCCAUUGAAGGUACUGUUACCAUCACAUUAAAUAUACUUCAAAUGAAGUAGUAUUAUUAGGUUCACAUUUAAAGACAUGUAUUUGCUGGCAAGCAACAACAUUGUAUGUUUAUCGAGAGGUAAAAUAAGAUAUUUGUUUAUAAUGACUGCCAAAUAUUGUAUACAAUAAACCAUGGCUGAAAUGGACCAA